GCAAAAUAUUUAUACAGAGGCGGACCGAAAUCACUUACAACAAGUCCAUUCACGAAACCGAGUGGAAGCAACCCACAUUAAAGACUCUGUAGACUUCUUAUCAGUCUCAGUACUUUUAAGGAACGCCGCUGGUUCAAACAUCUCAGCAGCAUCAUGAACUUUUUGGCUGUAUUACAUUGUGUGAUACUUAUUUCAGUUUGUGAAAUACUUGGAGAUCAUCGAACUAACGCUGGCAUGUGCUGGCUGCAGCAGGGUCCGGAGCACCGCUGUGACAUGGUGCUCAUGAGGGGCGUGAGCAGGGAAGAGUGCUGUGCGGCCAGCCGUCUGGACACCGCCUGGUCCAACACCAGUCUGCCAAUCAAUGAAGUCAGUCUGCUGGGAUUCCUGGGAAUAGUUUCCUGUAAGCCGUGCAAAGAGAACUGCGAGGGGGUCAACUGCGGCCCUGGAAAGGUGUGCAGGAUGAAGUCUGGACGUCCCCAGUGCGUGUGCUCUCCAGACUGUUCCAACAUCUCCACUAAACACGCCGUGUGUGGAAGCGAUGGGAGCUCAUACAAAGACGAGUGCGCACUCCUGAUGGCUCGCUGCAGAGGUCACCCUGACCUGGAGAUUAUGUAUCAGGGGGAAUGCAAAAAGUCCUGCUCCAAUGUUGUAUGUCCUGGGACGCAUACCUGCGUGACGGACCAGACCAACAGUGCCCACUGUGUCAUGUGCCGCACUGCGCCCUGCCCGAUGCCCAUGGUCACUGAGCAAACCAUCUGUGGCAACGAUAACAUCACCUACCCUAGUGCCUGCCACCUGCGUAGGGCUACCUGCUUUUUGGGUCGAUCCAUAGGGGUCCGCCAUUAUGGACACUGCAGAAGUAAUGAAGGAAGUGAGGAAAAUUCACUCUUUUGAGGAUGUCAAGAGCAGAUCCACUUCCUGUACAUAUUAUGAUGGCACAUAAGACGUGAGAGAACCUGUUUGAAACCACAUAGUCUCACAACACGGUCCUCUGUACCAAAGAACCACUACUAGUAUUUUAUUUAGGGCUGGGUAUCGAGUUUGAUACUUUUUAGGCACCGACUGAAUUGCCUCGAUACCAUUGAGUAUCGAAAAAUGUCUUGUUGUUCGGCACCAAAUUUCGAUACCUAAGGGGUUAAUCUCAUCAAUGUCAGUGAGCCAAUAAGCAUGCAUCAUGCCUGAUGUGCCUAAAUCAGUGGUUGGCUCUGGCGAGGCAUCAAGGAAAACACAUGUUACAUGACCAUUCACGCACAUUGUAGCAUCAUGCUACAUAAGAGAAUUUAUAACAUUUAUACUAUGCUUUUACUCAAAACUUACUUUAAACCACCAGUGAGUGUUUGUUAUAAUUUCCGAUUGCGAUCUAAUAAGUGUUUUGUUCAUAUAAUGUUGCAGAAAUAUGUUAUUUAUAGCCAUUUAUAUUGAGCUAAUCGCUACAUAUGCUUAGCAUUUCUCAUGUAAACACCCGGUAUUGUGUGAAAAUAGGUAGAAUCUCAUUAAAAUAACAUACAGGUCAUAUACUUUCAUAAUCAUAUGUUUAUUAGCUUCAUGUUUCAUCCCUGUAAAUAUUUUUCUGAAAGUGUAAUACACUUUCAUCAUAGGAGACAGGGCGGGUUAUAAACGCGUAAUAUGAGUGACAUGUGAGCAGCGAAUGAGCUUCCUCUGAGUCAGAACAGCAAUUGCAGAAGAGAAAACACAGGCAGACAACACUAGAACCAGCUAACACUCAUCAGUAAAUCAGUGGAAAAUGAAUAGAAAUUAUAAUUCUGCUAUGCAAGCUAUGCAUUUUAAAAUGAAAAUGCACUAGUGUAAAUGCCUAGGGACAUCAUCAGUGAAGAGAGGGCUUGUCUGUCUCCUGAAAAAGCAGACAUGCAAUUUUUUUUUUUUUUUAAUAAGAACUGCUGAAUGAUUUAAAGAUCUUAAGUAUGCAGCAGUGAGCCUCACAUACUGACUUAAAACUGUUCAUUUUGCACUGAAAACUAUUUCAACAUUAUUAAAACUAUUUGCACUGAAUAAUUGUGUUGGUUACAUUCUGUUCCUUUGUGCAGUGGCUCUGGAGAUGAGUCUAUGAGUCUGUAAAAACCUCAACAAACUGGGAAAAAAAAGUUUUAUGAGGUAAUGUGUGAUGUAAUCUUGUUAAAAUGGAUUUCAUAAAAUUGGUAGCGAAAAAAGUACUGUUCAAGAACCGCUAUUGAAGUCAAUGUAUCGGUAUCGGUAUCGGUAUCGGUAUCGGUAUCAGUAUCGGUAUCGGAAAUUUUUGAACGAUACCCAGCCCUAAUUUUAUACGCAUGCGAUUCAUAUUUAAAGGAAAUGUGUGGUUUUAACAGGAGAACUGAACUGAUGAAUUGAGAGUGUGCAUAUUGUAAAUAUACUACAAGCUACUAUUUAUUGGGGAAAAGUAAGGAAGUCAGUGUUAUUUAUGUGUUAACACCAUAUAUCCGUACAUCAGCUGCCUUUAUCAAGGUAUUUAUUGUGGUUUUUGCUUCAGUUUUCAUGUACAUGUCUGAAAUGAAUAAUGUAAACGCAUGUCCCUGUACCUUUGAAUCCCCUGAUGAUUACUGGAUGAUUUUCUUUUUCACAAAGAGCUAUUUCUUGUCAAUUAAAUAUUUUAGAAGAUUACUUUUACGUAAUAUUUGAUGUUUUUAAUAUUUGAUGUUUUUAUUAUUAUAUUAACUGUUAAUUCCCAUUAAAUGUCUGUUGACUAA
Cyprinus carpio (common carp) is the source of this 2702-nucleotide messenger RNA. Its product is annotated as follistatin-related protein 3-like. Gene Ontology annotation, biological process: cell differentiation; multicellular organism development; negative regulation of activin receptor signaling pathway. NCBI's taxonomy places the organism in Eukaryota, Metazoa, Chordata, Actinopteri, Cypriniformes, Cyprinidae. The record is from RefSeq and is a predicted model, not a curated record. Gene Ontology annotation, molecular function: protein binding; activin binding.